Messenger RNA from Microplitis mediator, 766 nucleotides. RefSeq lists its product as uncharacterized. The transcript has 4 exons. The record is from RefSeq and is a predicted model, not a curated record. Bases 88 to 651 code for a protein of 187 amino acids. NCBI's taxonomy places the organism in Eukaryota, Metazoa, Arthropoda, Insecta, Hymenoptera, Braconidae.
AUAAAAGUAAAUAUAAAUAGCGGCAAAAAUAAAUAUCACAUUAAAUUUCAAUUUUUUCAUGAGUUUUAAUUACUUGUGAAUAAAAUCAUGAAACUGUUGUUGAUUCAAUUUUUAUUGACUCUUUUAUCGGUCAAUUUAGUACUAGGACAAGGAGAUCCAACUACAGAGCUCAAGUUUACUAAUGUAACAAUCACUAACGUGCCAAAUCCAUAUUUUGGUGAUUGGAGCGCUGAAAUUCUUAGUCCUGGAGAUAUAGUUACUAUUAAAAGUCCAGUAAAAAAACUUAUACCUCUUGAUAUUAUGAUGAUGGGUGGAGUCAUGGAAUAUGAAGGAGUAGAAUUUGCAAACUUUGACAUUCUAGCAUGUGAUGCAUUUACAGAUAAGGCUUAUGGUGAAGAUAUACUUAAAAAUGGAAAACCUGAUGGUAAAUUUCCUAAUAGUUGCCCAGUUGCACCGGCUGACUAUUAUGAAAUUUAUAAAUAUAAAGUUCCAAAAGAAAAAUUACCACCGGGUGUACCAAACGGUAAAUUUUCUGGUGUGAUUACUGUGUAUGAGAAGGAUAAAGAUCCUGCUUAUGUGAAAAUAGAAUUCGAUGGAACAUUAUCACACAAAUUACCUGGAGUACCUGGAGGACUUGGAAUCGGCGGAUAAUUUUUAACUAUUUACUUUUUAUUUCUUUUAUGUUGACUAUGGCAAUAAGUUCUUUUAUAAAUUCAUAGUUCAGGCUAUUAGUUGUUAUAAUUAAAUAACUAACAUUAUUAUUAUA